This is a messenger RNA of Musca domestica (house fly), 330 nucleotides long. RefSeq lists its product as uncharacterized. The transcript has 3 exons. The record is from RefSeq and is a predicted model, not a curated record. Bases 1 to 330 code for a protein of 109 amino acids. Lineage: Eukaryota; Metazoa; Arthropoda; Insecta; Diptera; Muscidae.
AUGUCCGCUGUGCUAAACAUGGCGAUCUACAAACGUGCAAGUGGCUAUAGACCAUUUCUGUACAAUGUCACCAAUGAUAUUUGCAAAUUUUUUCAACACCCCUAUCGUUAUCCGGUGCUAAGGGUUUUAUUAUCGACUUUCAUGAAAAAUUCCAAUAUAAAUCACACCUGUCCAUAUGACCAUGACAUCAUUGUCAAGGAUUUGGUAUUCGAUGAGCAUAUGUUCAGUCUCCUGCCCCUGCCCGAUGGAGAAUACAUGUUUAAAUUGAUUGUCUUUGCCUACAAUGAUCGGAAAGCUACCGUUAGUGCUAUGUUCCAGGUAUCUGAAUAA